AUGACGUCGCGCAUCAGCAGCAUGAUGGGUAUCAAGAGCUCUACCAACGCCGACAAGAACGGCGACGUCAAAGCCACAAAUGGCGCGACUGCCAACGGCCGCCCCCCACCAGUGCGCCAGGGCUCCGUCAACAAAAAGGAUGGCCCCACGGCGCCCUACAAGCGCUUCUGGCUCAACGAAGACGGCUCCCACGAACACCACCUCAAGGUUGCCAAGCGUCAGGAGAAACUCUCAGACAUGUUCCAAAACUUGAUGCUGGGCAAGAAGAAGGGUGAAGCUCCAGAGGACCAGCCGCUGAGUCUCAUGUCCAACUGGGUCGAUGUUAUGCGCAACGAAAAGGAGAAGCUUGCAGAGCAGAAGAAUGCCGUCAACGCCCUCCCCCAGACGUUGGUCCAAAAGUAUGGCAAGUGCCAAGAGGUUGUUGGUCGCGGAGCCUUUGGUAUUGUUCGUGUCGCACACAAGCAGGACCCCAAGGAUUCAAAACGAGAGCAACUAUAUGCCGUCAAGGAGUUCAAGCAAAGACCUGGCGAGUCUGCCAAGCGAUAUCAAAAGCGCCUGACAUCUGAAUUUUGUAUAUCCUCCUCCAUGCAACAUCCCAACGUCAUUACCACGCUCGAUCUGCUCCAGGACGAAAAGGGCACAUAUUGUGAAGUUAUGGAGUAUUGCUCUGGUGGUGAUUUGUACACCCUCGUCCUCGCUGCCGGCCAGCUCGAAGUUGCCGAGGCAGACUGCUUCUUCAAGCAGCUGAUGCGUGGUGUAGAGUACAUGCACGAGAUGGGUGUUGCACAUCGUGAUUUAAAACCCGAAAACCUGCUCUUGACAACCCACGGCUCCAUAAAAAUCACCGAUUUUGGUAACGGCGAAUGCUUCCGUAUGGCCUGGGAGAAGGAAGCGCACAUGACUGCUGGCCUGUGCGGUUCAGCUCCUUACAUUGCGCCUGAAGAAUACGUUGAUAAGGAAUUUGACCCCCGCGCUGUCGACGUGUGGGCUUGCGGCAUCAUCUACAUGGCCAUGAGGACGGGCCGCCAUCUGUGGCGUGUUGCUCAAAAGGGCGAAGACGAGUUCUUUGACCGUUACCUCGAGGAUCGAAAACAGGAGGAGGGAUACCGACCUAUUGAGGUUUUGCGAAGACGACAAUGUCGUAACGUCAUUUACUCAAUUCUCGAUCCUAUACCCGCCCGUCGUUUGACGGCGCACCAAGUCCUUGCUUCGGAGUGGGUUUCCGAGGCCAAAGUCUGCCGCGCAGGCAACGAAGGCUUCUAA
Molecule: messenger RNA, 1263 nt
Organism: Bipolaris maydis ATCC 48331
Lineage: Eukaryota; Fungi; Ascomycota; Dothideomycetes; Pleosporales; Pleosporaceae
Product: kinase domain-containing protein
Biological process (GO): intracellular signal transduction; protein phosphorylation
Cellular component (GO): cytoplasm
Molecular function (GO): ATP binding; protein serine/threonine kinase activity
Source: RefSeq, a predicted model, not a curated record